Molecule: messenger RNA, 472 nt
Organism: Ostrinia furnacalis (Asian corn borer)
Lineage: Eukaryota; Metazoa; Arthropoda; Insecta; Lepidoptera; Crambidae
Exons: 2
Coding region: 58-408 (116 amino acids)
Cellular component (GO): mitochondrion; respiratory chain complex I
Source: RefSeq, a predicted model, not a curated record
AAUUACCACAACAUUUCAGGGGUACUGAUCUAAAAUCUGUCGAUUUUGAAGACCAAAAUGGCAAAUAAUUACGGUAUUUCCGAUGCAGAAUUAAAUUUGAUUAAGCAGCAGGCUGCCCGCCGUGCUGGUUUACGUAAAGAGUUUCUGAAGCAAAGAACCAACCCUUGGAAACAUGCCUCCGAAGCUGGUUAUGUUUUCGACAAGGGUAUCCAACAGUUUAUGUCGAUGAAAGUGACUCAGUAUGAUCACUUUAAACCUAAUAUGAGAACUAGUUUAUUUGGAAUAUGUGUUAUCGUUUUACCUAUGCUUGGAUAUGGUUACCUUUGUUUCAACGAACGGGCUCAACGCGAAGCGAAGAUCAGGAGUGGUGAACUGCGCUACAGGGAAAGAACCUGGAAGUUAGCUUAAUCAAAACAAUUGAAAAACAUAAUAGUUGUAUAGUUCAAUAAAAUAAUUUAAUGUCGAAAUACUA